Molecule: messenger RNA, 478 nt
Organism: Notothenia coriiceps (black rockcod)
Lineage: Eukaryota; Metazoa; Chordata; Actinopteri; Perciformes; Nototheniidae
Product: ETS transcription factor ELK1
Exons: 2
Coding region: 1-453 (150 amino acids)
Biological process (GO): cell differentiation; regulation of transcription by RNA polymerase II
Cellular component (GO): nucleus
Molecular function (GO): sequence-specific DNA binding; DNA-binding transcription factor activity, RNA polymerase II-specific
Source: RefSeq, a predicted model, not a curated record
AUGGACCCGUCCAUCACGCUGUGGCAGUUCCUGCUCCACCUGCUGGAGGAUCAGCGGCAGCGUCACCUGAUCUCCUGGACAAGUGAGGACGGAGAGUUCAAGCUGCUGGACUCCGAGGAGGUGGCGCGACUAUGGGGUCUCCGCAAGAACAAAAAUAACAUGACUUACGACAAGCUGAGCCGAGCGCUGAGAUACUACUACGACAAGAAUAUCAUAAAGAAGGUGAGCGGUCAGAAGUUUGUCUAUAAGUUUGUGAGUCAGCCUGACCCCUCCCUGGCUGAAGGGCUUCGUAACGGAGAGGAAGGCCAAAGGAGGGACAUCUCCGACCCUAACGGCCAAUCAAUAGGCCUCGAGGGCGGGACCUCCACCUGUCCGUCAAAGAGCUUACAGGUACACUUUGACUUCCUUCCUCUUUGUGUAUUUCUGCACAGUGAUAUCAUCACAUACACAUAACCUUGCCCCAACAUAUUUAAGUGAC